Messenger RNA from Boleophthalmus pectinirostris (great blue-spotted mudskipper), 1174 nucleotides. RefSeq names its product aldehyde dehydrogenase 7 family, member A1 (gene aldh7a1). The annotation marks the transcript as partial. NCBI's taxonomy places the organism in Eukaryota, Metazoa, Chordata, Actinopteri, Gobiiformes, Gobiidae. Gene Ontology annotation, molecular function: aldehyde dehydrogenase (NAD+) activity. The record is from RefSeq and is a predicted model, not a curated record. The transcript is spliced from 2 exons.
GUCCAAUCAGAGAGCAGCAACACCGCUACACUUCCGCUUCACCCGUGACGAGCCCACUCCUUUUCCUGAUCCAAGUGGACGUGGCCUGUGGACUUGAUAUCAAUCACCCAUGCAGCACUGCCUCACACUGACCAUAGCCCGUCACAGCAGGCUUCUUCUCAGAAACAAAUUUGCAUCUGUCCACUAUAAGCAGUCAGCAGCUAUGUCAGGACUUCUGAUAAAUGACAAGAAAUACUCCUGGCUGAAGGAGCUAGGCCUAUCAGAAGACAACCCUGGAGUGUACAAUGGAAGUUGGGGUGGCAGUGGGGAAGUCGUAACAUCAUAUUGUCCUGCCAACAAUGAACCAAUCGCAAGAGUCACCCAGGCUACAAUGGCAGAGUAUGAAGAGACUGUUCAGAAGACCAGAGAGGCCUGGAAGAUCUGGGCAGAUAUUCCAGCACCGAAAAGAGGGGAAAUUGUAAGGCAGAUUGGUGAUGCUUUAAGAAAAAAAAUUAAUGUUCUCGGCAGUCUUGUAUCGCUGGAAAUGGGCAAGAUCUAUGUUGAAGGUGUGGGUGAGGUUCAAGAAUAUGUAGAUGUCUGUGAUUAUGCAGUAGGUCUGUCUAGAAUGAUUGGUGGCCCCAUUCUGCCUUCAGAAAGACCAGGACAUGCCUUAAUUGAACAGUGGAACCCAGUAGGUCUUGUUGGCAUCAUCACUGCCUUCAACUUUCCUGUCGCUGUCUAUGGAUGGAACAAUGCCAUUGCGCUGACCUGUGGCAACGUCUGCCUUUGGAAAGGAGCCCCCACCACACCCCUCACAAGUGUUGCAGUUACCAAGAUUGUUGCUGAAGUUUUGGAGAAAAACAAUCUUCCAGGUGCCAUCUGCUCCAUGACCUGUGGAGGCGCUGAUAUUGGCACAGCUAUGGCCAAGGAUGAGCGUGUGGAUCUGUUGUCCUUCACUGGCAGCACUCAUGUGGGCAAACUCGUGGCCAUGAUGGUGCAAGAGCGAUUCGGCCGCAAACUUCUCGAGCUGGGUGGGAACAACGCCAUUAUUGUGUUUGAGGAUGCAGAUCUGAAUCUUGUUGUCCCCUCUGCUGUGUUCGCCUCUGUAGGCACAGCAGGCCAGCGCUGCACCACAACCAGAAGGUUAAUGCUUCAUGAAAGUCUCCAUGACACUGUAGUGGAAAGAAUUGUCAAA